This is a messenger RNA of Physcomitrium patens, 2564 nucleotides long. Its product is annotated as CBS domain-containing protein CBSCBSPB3. Lineage: Eukaryota; Viridiplantae; Streptophyta; Bryopsida; Funariales; Funariaceae. The record is from RefSeq and is a predicted model, not a curated record. Gene Ontology annotation, molecular function: protein binding.
CCGCCACCCGUGUAUGUCGACGUCAUCGCAUGCAUCGAAUUGCGCCUUCGCUAUGUGCGUGGUGCGCUUCCAUGUCGUUGUUUGAACAAUUGGGCAUUAAAUUUGGUGCGGAUUUGAGUCCUCACGGCGCUUCUUGGCGACAGUUUCGUCAAAGGAGGAGGAGCCUGUUGAGUGCGCUGGUUGUUGUGCACGCCGCGAUUGUUGUUGUUUUCGUGGAGCUGGGUUCUGUGUGUUUGAGUAGUCAUAAUUGGAACGAAGGAUUUCGAGUGUGGAGUUUGGCAUCCGGAGAAUUGGGUUGCAGUCGUUGUUUUACAGCUUGGGCGUAGCGUGGUGGUGCUUUCGCAGUUUCUUUGCUGCUGCUGCUGCUGCAGCGAGAGUUUUUCUUUUUUUCUUUUCUCGUGGUACUUCCUUUCUUGUUGUGGAUUUCGUGCAUUGCGCGGAAAGGAGAAGGGGAACGAUACGAGCUUUGAUGGAGUACAUUAUGUUUUGAUAUUACUGUAAUAAGCACGCGUUGGAUAGGGUUCGUUGUGCAAGCAACUGUGGUACUGGGUAAGAAAUUUGGGGCUGCUUGGACUUGGGAGCUUUAGCUGAGAAUCAGAAGUGCAAACUGUUGAACGAAAGGGAAGAGACAGAGGAAGGUUGACGGCUGAUUUUCAGCACAAUGAGUACCCAGGAUGGCUCACAAGGGGUAGAAGCGAUAGAUACAGCGAGGCGCUCAUCGUCUUUGCAAAAAGCUGCUCCCUCGGCUUCAAAUGGUGCUCUUCCCACCGAGCAAAACAAGUCUCCUCAAGACACUGGCUCAGUGGUUCGCCGCAAGUCCUUCAGGCCUCAAGGAGAACGAACAGUGAAACGUUUACGGCUGUCGAAGGCUCUUACCAUUCCUGAUGGCACUACUGUGGCCGAUGCGUGUCGUCGAAUGGCCACCCGACGGGUGACUGCUGCAUUGCUCACCGAUUCUAAUGCUCUACUUUGUGGCAUCAUUACGGACCAGGACAUUUCAACCCGAGUCAUUGCCGAAGGACUAAAACCUGAAGAGAUAUCAGUUUCAAAGGUGAUGACAAGGAAUCCUGUUUUUGUAAUGGGUGACACACUAGCAGUUGAAGCUCUCCAGACGAUGGUGCAAGGAAAAUUUAGACACUUACCUGUAGUGGAGGACGGGGAAGUGAUAGCACUAUUGGACAUAACAAAGUGUCUUUAUGAUGCGAUUGCUCGCGUGGAGGGGGCCGCGGAGAAGGGUAAUGCUAUCGCAGCUGCUAUAGAGUCUGUUGAGCGUGAGUGGAGCGUCAAGGGCUCUGAUAAAUCUAAUUUCGUUGAGAACUUGCGGGAUCGAAUGUUUAAGCCUACUUUGAGAUCUUUGAUUGCGGAAGGAACAAAAGUGGCCACGUGUUCAUCAUCUGAAACAGUCACAACCGCAACAAAGAAAAUGAGAGACCUACGGAUGAGCUCAGUCAUUGUCACUUCAUCAAGCAGAAAACCGAGAGGAAUCCUCACGUCAAAGGACGUUUUAAUGAAGGUUAUUGCUCAAGGUUUACCGCCCGAAUCAACCACUCUGGAUAAGGUGAUGACGCCUAAUCCUGAGUGUGCUGGUUUGGACACAACUCUGGUGGAUGCCCUACAUGCAAUGCAUGAUAGGAAAUUUCUCCAUCUUCCUGUCACAGAUAGCGAUGGGUCCGUGGUAGCUUGUGUGGAUGUCUUACACCUCACACAUGGAGCUGUAGCAACUGUUGGAGGUGGUGGUGUGGCCCAAGCCAUGGCGACAACCAUGUUACAGACGUUCUGGGACUCUGCUAUGGAACCAGCGGAAGAUGAAUCAGAUUCUCCCAGUGACAAUUCUGCACGACGAUCUGAUGCCAUUUUGGAAAGACCGCCCAGCUAUCCAUCGUUUGGACCUGGAAAUACUUUUUCUUUCAAACUGAAAUUAUCUGCUUAUGAUGGGAAGCCUCACCAUUAUCGGUUUAAUUGUGGUUCUGAGAGUUUAACGGAGCUCAUGUCUACGAUUGCUCAACGUGUUGGUGAUGAUAUUGAUCUAACUCAUCUUCCUCGACUUAUGUAUAUUGACGAUGAAGGUGAUAAAGUGUUACUUGCCACUGACUCUGAUGUUGUGGCUGCUGUUAAUGUCGCUCGGAUCAGUGGCUGGAAGGCUUUGACACUUCAUUUGGAAGAAUCACAAGAACCUCGAAGUAUGAAGGCCUUUUCUUCGAAUAAACUUUCUGUAGCUGUUGACGAUUCCGACGGUUGGUCUACCAUACAUACUGCACUUAUCACUUGUACAGUAGCAGCUGUUGCAUUUAGCGUUGUGUUCUGUUUCCGGCGUUUCAAUACUUUAGGUACCUAAUACAUACAGCAACUUACGAUGUCUUAACAACAUCCAUCAAUGAAAAGUUUUAAAUAAUAGAUGUGUGCAUCAAAAGGUGCGCAUUUGUAUUGGAUUAUAAGGAUAUGUGGGACUGUUGUAGGUGAAAAGCACAAUUUUUGAUCGGGAAAAACCUAGUUCUUCGUGAUUGAACUUUGACCCUAUUAUCAUCUUUUAUCCCAAGCGGCUCUGCCACUUGUGGUUAUCUCAA